CCUUUUCUUUCCCUUCUGUUUUUCUUUACCAACAACUCAUUUUCAGCUCAAACGCCCAGAUCCAUGUAACAUGUUUGUGUGUAUGUGUUUCUGCUUUUCUAGUGUCUUUGCAUGUCACAGAAAUUUCAUCCAUUGAAGAAAGUUUCGAUUUUUGAAGAGGAGGGAGGUGGAAUCUUGGAGACAGCUAUGAGAUGCUUAUGUGUGGUGUGCUUCUGUGUGUUGGGAGGCUCAAAGGUUCGAUCUUUUCGUGAAAUAGGGUUGGUGUUGGGUUAUUGAAUCAGUUAUUAUGAAGGGUAGUUGGUGGGAUUGGAGGGAUGUUUGGUGGAUUCAAGAAUUGAAGAUAAGAAUAAGUGUUUCUUGAUUUUGUUUGAAAGGGGGAUUUAGUUACCUGUUAUAUUUCAGCUGUAUUUUGUUUGUUAUGCUCUAAGCUUCUUGAUCAAUUAGGUUUUGUAUUUGCAGAAUUUUCUUUAGUAAGAAUCAGGUUAAGGAAUAUUCCCUACUUUUUUGUGAUACUGUUUGAUGUAGGGUAGUUGUUGUUUAGCAAAGCAAGACUCUGGGUUUUAGAAUGUUUGGAUUGUUUCUGAAAAAAGGGUUCUUGAAGAAAGACUGAAGUGUUUUAAGGUGUUUAAUUAGGGGUGGGGAGGGGAGAAUAAGGAUUGAUUCUUCGUUUGUAGUAGUUGAGGUUGUAGUUGUGGAAGAUGGCAAUGUCUUGCAAAGAGAGUAGCAAGGCAGCUGCGGCUGCUGCUGCCGCAGCUGCAGCUAUGGAUAAUGGGAAAUAUGUGCGGUAUACGCCCGAGCAGGUUGAAGCCCUCGAGAGGCUAUACCAUGAUUGUCCAAAACCAAGCUCCAUUCGUCGCCAGCAGCUCAUUCGUGAGUGCCCCAUUUUAUCCCACAUUGAGCCUAAGCAGAUCAAAGUCUGGUUCCAGAACAGAAGAUGCAGAGAGAAGCAAAGAAAAGAAGCGUCAAGGCUGCAAGGUGUAAAUCGGAAGCUGACAGCGAUGAACAAACUGUUGAUGGAGGAAAAUGAUAGGUUGCAGAAGCAAGUAUCACACUUGGUGUAUGAAAACAGUUACUUUCGCCAGCAUACACCGAAUAAUCCACUUUCAACUAAAGACACGAGCUGCGAAUCAGUGGUGACGAGUGGUCAAAAGCACCACUUGACGCCUCAGCAUCCUCCGAGGGAUGCAAGUCCUGCAGGACUUUUGUCCAUUGCAGAAGAAACUUUAGCAGAGUUUCUUUCGAAGGCUACUGGAACUGCCGUUGAGUGGGUCCAAAUGCCUGGAAUGAAGCCUGGUCCGGAUUCCAUUGGAAUCGUUGCUAUUUCUCAUGGUUGCCCUGGCGUGGCAGCACGAGCUUGCGGUCUGGUUGGUCUAGAACCCACCAGAGUUGCAGAAAUCCUGAAGGAUCGACCUUCAUGGUUUCGCGAUUGCCGAGCUGUGGAUGUGGUAAACGUGCUGCCUACUGCCAAUGGUGGAACCAUAGAACUUUUAUACAUGCAGUUGUAUGCACCAACAACUCUCGCGCCUGGUCGCGACUUUUGGUUGUUACGCUUCACCUCUGUCAUGGAUGAUGGCAGUUUGGUGGUUUGUGAGAGGUCUCUCAGCAACACUCAGAAUGGUCCUAGCAUGCCGCCUGUUCAGAAUUUUGUUAGAGCUGAGAUGCUGCCUAGUGGUUACCUAAUCAGACCUUGUGAAGGAGGAGGCUCUAUCAUCCACAUCGUCGAUCAUAUGAAUUUGGAGGCAUGGAGUGUUCCUGAGGUUUUGCGCCCGCUCUAUGAAUCAUCGACUGUGCUUGCUCAAAGGAUCACAACAGCAGCUGUACGCCAUCUUAGGCAGAUAGCUCUCGACAUUUCACAGUCUAGUGUGAACAACUGGGGCAGAAGGCCGGCAGCUCUACGAGCACUUAGCCACCGGUUGAGCAGAGGAUUCAACGAGGCUCUUAAUGGGUUCGGUGACGAGGGAUGGUCUUUGAUAGGCAAUGAUGGCGUGGAUGAUAUCACCAUUCUUGUGAACUCGAAUCCAGAAAAACUGAUGGGGCUGAAUAUCUCUUUCGCAAGCGGAUAUAAUUCCAUUUGCAGCUCCAUCCUGUGUGCCAAAGCCUCUAUGCUUCUUCAGAAUGUGCCUCCUGCAAUACUGCUACGAUUUUUGAGAGAGCAUAGAUCGGAAUGGGCAGACACCAAUAUUGACGCCUACUCAGCUGCUGCCGUUAAAAUUGGUCCUUGUACGUUCUUAGGUCCUCGAGUUGGUAACUACGGAGGCCAAGUUAUACUUCCUUUGGCUCAGACUAUUGAGCACGAAGAGCUGCUCGAGGUGAUUAAACUGGAAGGUAUUGCUCAGACUGCUGAAGAAGCGAUGAUGCCUAGGGACGUACUGCUCUUGCAGCUCUGUUGCGGAAUGGAUGAAAAUGCAGUAGGCUCGUGUUCUGAACUCAUAUUCGCCCCUAUUGAUGCCUCCUUCGCUGAUGAUGCUCCACUGCUGCCGUCUGGCUUUCGCAUCAUUCCCCUUGAUUCGGGCAAGGAAGCUGGCAGUCCAAAUCGAACACUGGACCUUGCUUCGGCUCUGGAAACUGGAGCAGCCGGAAACAAACCAUCCAACGGUCUCUCUAGUAACGGUGGCGCUACAAGGUCCGUCAUGACAAUCGCCUUCCAAUUCGCGUUUGAAAGCCACAUGCAAGAUAACGUCGCGUGCAUGGCGCGGCAAUACGUUCGCAGCAUUAUAUCAUCAGUUCAACGUGUGGCAUUAGCUCUCUCCCCCUCUGGCAUCGGUCCUCAUGCCGGUCUUCGCUCGCCACUUGGUACUCCCGAAGCACACAUCCUCGCGCGUUGGAUCUGCCAAAGCUAUAGGAACUUUAUGGGAGUCGAGCUUCUCAAAACGAACGGUGGAGGGAACGAUUCCAUCCUUAAAGCACUGUGGCACCAUUCGGAUGCUAUCAUGUGCUGCUCUGUGAAGGCAGCAUCAGAUUUCACGUUUGCAAACCAGGCCGGCGUAGACAUGCUGGAGACGACCCUCGUUGCGCUUCAAGACAUCUCUCUGGAGAAAAUACUCGAUGAUCACGGCCGAAAGAACAUCUGCUCCGAGUUCCCACGGAUAAUGAAUCAGGGUUUUGCGACUCUCCCGGGAGGAAUCUGUAUGUCGAGCAUGGGCAGGCCCGUCUCGUACGAGAGAGCAGUCGCGUGGAAAGUUCUGAAUGAUGACGAAGACGCUCAUUGCAUCUGCUUCAUGUUCGUGAACUGGUCGUUUGUUUGAGGUUGCUGGUGUUUAAUUGUGAAAUGGAACAAGAAACUCAGUUGUUUUGAACAUGUUUUGCUUCUGUUUACAGAACUAUUGAUGUCUGUAUUUUGCUUAGAUACUGCUUUUUCCCUUUUGGGUCUAUGCAAUUGUUUAUGGUUGAUGUCUUGUUUGAAAACUUACCUUUUAAGGAAAUGUUUAGACCUCUGUUUGAAGUA
Messenger RNA from Salvia hispanica, 3445 nucleotides. Its product is annotated as homeobox-leucine zipper protein ATHB-15-like. Gene Ontology annotation, molecular function: lipid binding; DNA binding; DNA-binding transcription factor activity. NCBI's taxonomy places the organism in Eukaryota, Viridiplantae, Streptophyta, Magnoliopsida, Lamiales, Lamiaceae. The record is from RefSeq and is a predicted model, not a curated record.